This is a messenger RNA of Lactuca saligna, 1071 nucleotides long. Lineage: Eukaryota; Viridiplantae; Streptophyta; Magnoliopsida; Asterales; Asteraceae. The record is from the annotation of a GenBank genome assembly.
AUGUGGUCACCCCGGAAAAUAAGCGACUCAAUUGGUCGUAUUGUGAUUGCCCAUCCAACUGAAGGCGAAAGGUAUUAUCUUAGAAUUCUUUUGUCUAGAGUUCGCUGUCCUAAAUCGUUUGCUGAUUUAAAAAUGAUUAACGGGGUAACUGUUGCUACCUUUAGAGAAGCUGCUUUGUUACGUGGUUAUUUACUUGACGAUGCUACUCAACAAGUAUGUAUGCAAGAAGCUUCUACUUUUCACAUGCCAUAUGAGUUGAGAAGGCUUUUUGCUUCACUUUUAGUUUUUACCUGUCCAAAUAGUCCGCGCAAGUUGUGGUUGUUAUUUGAAGAUGCAAUGAUGGAAGACAUUUUACGCCACCACAAAGAGACACACAAAGAAUCUAAUGCCCGUGCAUUUAAACAGAUUGAUUGUUUUCUGCAGUCAAUGGGAAGACGUCUUCAUCAGUUUGAUGUUCUACCCCAAAAUUCAUUUGAUCGGUUGAUGGAAGACGACACUAGAGAGAUUAAAACAGAAAAAAAUAUUGUUGUUUCCACUGAAGAUUUGGCUGCAAUAUAUACUCUUAAUAAAGAACAGAAGGUUGCUUUUGAAAUGAUAAUGGAUGCAGUUAGCUGCAAUAAACCUGCUACAUCAGGUAUUGCAGCAUCAUUAUUACCUGGUGGCAGAACAGCUCAUUCGCGUUUUAAAAUACCUUUGGAUGCGGCUGAAGGGUUUGUAUGUAAGCUAACAGAAAACAUGCGAGCUCUAUUGGAUCCUUUUUUUUCAAGUUUCCUUUUGGCACUUGGUAAUGGUAUAGGAACUCAUACAGACGAUGCGGUUGUUUCUCUACCAUCAUCAAUGCUUAUUCAGGGUUGUAAUGAUGUUAACGGUUUGGAAGCUCUUAUGAAAUAUGUUUAUCCUAACAUUUUUGUUACUCCUGCCACUUUCUCUCCCACUUUCUUUCUUGCUUUGCAUGUCAAUAUGUAUGUGUUUACUUUCUUACUGGCUGUAACCUACUCACAUGGUAUUGAAACCACACCCCUCUGGAACAGUAUUCAAUCAGGAAGUGACAAAACUUCACCAACAAGAUGA